AUGCGGCCGGCAGGUACCAAAGCAGCCAGCAUCAUGUUGCAAAUUGUGUUAGCCGGCCGAUUUGCGGAGGCCGCGAGCCGGUACGCCGACGAGGGCGUGCGUCGCGCUUCUGAAAACGGCCGCGCAGCACCGAAAACCACAGCGGUGUCGCGACAGAUGCGAGGCACCGGCACGGGAAGCCCAACAAAAAGCGAGCACGUGCUGCAGAAAAAGUGGCAUGCGGGCACAAGUUGCCUUUUCAUAUUGCACCUU
Molecule: messenger RNA, 252 nt
Organism: Iphiclides podalirius (scarce swallowtail)
Lineage: Eukaryota; Metazoa; Arthropoda; Insecta; Lepidoptera; Papilionidae
Source: the annotation of a GenBank genome assembly